AUGGACCCUAUUUGUCAUAUUUUUCUUCUUCUUCUAGCCUUCCACAAGAUAAACCCAUCUGUUUCAUCUUGUGUCACAGGAUGCUCUUGUUCUCAAGACAGCUUUGGAAGGAGUUUGCUCUGCAUGUCUGCACUGCUGAGGCAGAUCCCUGCAAACAUCCCUCAGGACAUGCGGAAAAUUAGAAUAGAAAAUUCUCACCUAACAGAAUUGCCUCGCGGGUCUUUUGAGAACGUUAGUGCCUUGGAGUAUCUCUGGCUCAAUUUUAACAACAUCACGGUGAUGCACAUCAAGAGCCUGGAAUAUCUGCCGGCACUGAAGGAGCUGCGCUUGCAAGGGAACAAAUUAAGUUCGGUGCCAUGGACAGCAUUUCAAGACACUCCAGCUCUGAAAAUCCUGGAUCUGAAGCACAACCGGUUGGAUGUCCUUCCAGAACAUGCACUCCGCUAUCUGCCCAACCUGACCUAUUUAGAUCUAUCCUCAAAUCAGCUUACUGUCAUAUCCAGGGAUGUCUUCUAUAGCUGGCCCGUCUAUCAGAGAAGCCAGAGGGCGGAGGGACAGAUAGAAGCUAUUUCCAACGCCGUCUUGGCCCUUCAUGACAACCCCUGGAUUUGCGACUGCCGCCUGCGGGGAUUUGUCCAGUUUAUCAAGUCGGUUGGCCCACCUAUUAUUCUGAUGAAUUCCUAUUUAACUUGCUCAAGCCCGAAAUUCAGGGCAGGGAAGUUUUUUCAUGAAGUGGAGCUCAACAGCUGCAUGAAGCCCCUGACUUCGGCCCUUGACACCAACCUGACAGUCCCAGUAGGGCUAAAUGUCACCCUGACCUGCUUUGUGCAAGCCAGUCCUUCCCCGGCUGUCUGGUGGACCUAUGCACUCAAACUUCUAAGGCCGUUUAAUGUGUCCACGGAGCCCAUCAGCGAGGAGACCGUCCGCUCAGAGCUGCUGAUCCCAGCAGCGCGGCCAGUGGACGCUGGCAACUACACCUGCACAGCCGCCAACUUCUUGGGCAACACCUCGGUGGCCAUCACCCUCUGGGUGGGGGCCCCCUGGGCAUCCACCCCUGACCCAGGCUGGGCCCCCAUUGGGCCUGCUGAGCCGGGUGCCCACGUAGAAGUGCGCAUUGCCAAGCAGACGGUCUACGGCAUCACCCUAGAGUGGUUUGCGGCGGCGGCAGCGGAGCCAGGUGAGAUCUGGUACACACUCCUGGUGGGACGCUAUGAUGCCGCCCAGAAGGAUGCCAUCUACAUCGGCCCUGGUGUCAACACCUACUCGGUGACUGACCUCUUGCCUGCCACCAAGUACGAGGUCUGCGUGGCCGUGCGCAACCAGGCACCCCGCAAGGGCCAGUGCGUCGUCUUUGUCACGGGCAGUGACGUCAGCCAGCUGGAGCAGCGUGAGAAGCUCAUCCACAUCAUCGUCAUCGUCUGCGCCAUGGUGCUGGCCGUGCCUGCUGGCAUGUACGCCUGCACAGCUGAAGCUCGCCCUGGUUGCCUGGCCCGCUGCCCUGGCGCCUGUCCCCGCCGCCGCCGCGGGGGCCAGGCACAGGCCGCCGGCAGUAAGGAGAGCACACUGGACAGCCUGCCUGCCGGCAGCGAGGACGGGCUCUGCCGACCCGAGGGCGGCCGCGGUGGUCGGCGGCCCCCGGCCCGUGAGGAGCCAGGCAAAACCCGGCCACCCCACAGGAACAGCGCUGACCUCUACUAGCCCGGUGCCGGCUGCCUCCCGCAGCGGCACCUUUUGCAGAUGACCUUGAACCACGGCACAUGCUGGUUGUCUAGAAGGACCAUGAGCAAGGAAGCGGUGGGGUGCCUGACCGGGAUCCACAGCAGGCUCGGGGAGCCCUGGGAAUGGGGGUGCCCCGGGGCAGGCUGCCGCUCACGCACCCCCGGGCUGCCUCCGCAGCGCUGCCACGCAGCAACGCACACAGACAC
Molecule: messenger RNA, 1925 nt
Organism: Chroicocephalus ridibundus (black-headed gull)
Lineage: Eukaryota; Metazoa; Chordata; Aves; Charadriiformes; Laridae
Gene: LRIT2
Product: leucine rich repeat, Ig-like and transmembrane domains 2
Exons: 3
Coding region: 1-1698 (565 amino acids)
Molecular function (GO): protein binding
Source: RefSeq, a predicted model, not a curated record